AUGCAUAUCAAGUCGAUUCCCAUGUGGACGGGCAGUAGUGACAACUACGCCUACCUCGUUGUUGACGACAAAUCCAAAGAUGCCGUCAUCAUCGAUCCCGCGAACCCUGAGGAGGUCGCUCCAGUCCUGAAGAAGGCCAUCGACGAUGGUUCCAUCAAGCUCACAGCUAUUGUGAACACCCAUCACCAUUGGGACCACGCCGGCGGUAACACCAAGCUCCGCACCGCCCUCGGCCUCCCCAAUCUCGAAAUUAUCGGCGGCAGAGACUGCGAGAAGGUGAACAAGACCCCAGCCCACGGCGAAGGUUUCAACAUCGGCAGCAUCGCCGUCAAGGCUCUGCAUACGCCGUGCCACACCCAGGAUAGCAUAUGCUGGUUUAUGGAGGAUGGGGAUGACAAGGUUGUGUUUACUGGGGAUACGCUUUUCCAUGGAGGAUGCGGUCGCUUCUUCGAAGGAAAUGGUGCGGAGAUGCACAAGGCUUUGAACGAGACGCUUGCUGCUUUGCCGGAUGAGACUCGUGUUUUCCCCGGUCACGAAUACACCAAAUCCAACGUCAAGUUCUGCAUGUCAGUAUUGCAGAGCGAGGCCGUCAAGGCUCUUAGCGCUUUCGCGGACAAGAACCAGGAGACGCAGGGCAAGUUCACCAUUGGUGACGAGAAGAAGCACAAUGUGUUUAUGAGGCCUCAGGACCCUGUGAUCCAGAAGGCGACGGGAGAGACCGAUCCGGUCGCUAUCAUGACCAAGUUGAGGGAGAUGAAGAACAGCUUCAAGUGA
Sordaria macrospora k-hell is the source of this 774-nucleotide messenger RNA. RefSeq lists its product as uncharacterized. Lineage: Eukaryota; Fungi; Ascomycota; Sordariomycetes; Sordariales; Sordariaceae. Gene Ontology annotation, molecular function: hydroxyacylglutathione hydrolase activity. The record is from RefSeq and is a predicted model, not a curated record.